AUGGAAUACAAGUCUGCAUUUGAGCUGCGGCAGCAGGCUCUGGGGUUUUCAAGUCCUUUGACCUCAAAGAUAAGGGCGGGAAAAAAGAACUCCUCAGGCCUCCUCUCAAGCUCAUCGUUUGUUGUUGACGCGAGCAACAAUGCGGCAGUGGCGGACGCUGAACAGGAGGAUCCCACCGCACUUGUCCGGGAGUUGCCGGCGCUGGACAAGCUCAAUGCUCUCAGCGCAUCCAUGAAAAAUGAGGAGGAGGUGCAGAACUAUGUGGAGGCGAGAAAUCUUUCUCUGGAGGACACCGCAAGGUACAUCAUGGCCCAUGGGAGUACGGGUCAGAAGAUGUCCUUGUUUCAGCGUCUGAAGGAAACCCUCGCCGGUGUAGACAUGUCCAGCAUCUCACAGCUAUUGAUGAUUGUGGUGGACAGUAUGUGGGUACAGGAACCGGAAUUGCAGUGCUUUGCACCGGGCGCCUUGCUGGAGGUACUACCUCUGCUGAACAAUGGUGUGGCACGUGAGCUAUUUCUGGUGACAAGCACAAUGCUAAGCGUCAAAACGGCGGAAGUUCGAAUAGCAUGGAAUAAACUGUUUCCAGCCUUCAUCGAUUAUCUGAACAUUAAACAACUUGACAACGACGUGGUGCCGCUUGCACUUAAAAAGACCGAGUAUGCUGAGCCACAGGAUCAGCGCGAGCUUAGUUGUGAACUCAUUGGAGGCGUUUGCCGCCACCUUCCGCGCGACAUUGUAGAACAAAAGCUGAUGCACAAGGUUUUGGCACUGUGCCAGGACACCAACGUGGGAGUGAGGCGAAGCAUGUGUCAACAGUUAGGCAUCGUGGCACGCGCCCUGGGUGCUGAGAUGGCCAAGCAAAAGGUGGCGCAAGAGCUUUUUGAGCUUCUCAACGAUGAGGACCAGACCGUCUCUCGGGCAGCAUUUUCUUGUUUAGUUGACUUGGUGGAGUUUUUUGGGCCCGCGUACCGCCGCGAGCACCUCUACCCCAUCAUCAAGAGCUUUAUCUCGCAUCCCCCGGAGGAGGUUGUCAGCCUCAUUGUUGGCGAGUUUGGCCGAUUUCUUUGGGAGAUAAAGGCGGAUAUUCAGACAAGCGAGGACGUCACUUUGUUUGCCGGGUUUUACCAGAACGCCGCCUUGAAGGGUGAUGAUUCGACUCGGUAUCGCUGUGCGUACAACCUGCCCUCGGUCACUGCGUCGCUGUCUAUUUCCGUGUUUCCUGUUUACCUGGCUCCAUGUUGUGAGGCUCUCGCCACCGACCAGAGUGAGUCCGUGCGACGGAGCAUAGCCGCCGGUUUGCAUGAAUUAGUUCCUCUUCUUGGUGACAAGGCAGCCCUGUAUCUUCGAAAGCCGUUUUUGAGGCUUUUGAGUGAUCCGAAAAAGAGUGUUCUUAAUGCCCUCUCAGCCCACUCACAGAUUUUGUUGGAGUGCUUUGUGCAUCAGCUUAAUCCGGCUGACCGCAAUGAGUUUUUUUCCAGUACCGAAGAUAUACUACUACAGCUUGUUGCACGCGCCGAGCGGGACUGGCGUAUUAUGGACCAUGUGCUGAAAAUGCUCUCCGUGUUCCACGGUGAAUUUCAGGAGACGACGUUGUAUGAAAAAAUGUUACCCCUAGUUCUAAAAUAUGGGAGAAAUGGGGCAUUUUGCCUGAAGGAUAGAAGUGCAGAGGUAUGUAUUAAGAUUGUGGCGAGCCUUUCCAACGUCAAUAGCAAAGUUCAGUUUUUUAGUAAGUUAAACAACGAAUACGCCCAUAGCUCUUCAUGCAUUCUACGCAAAGAUUAUUUGCGUUUUGUGCGUGCCGCAUGCUCUUUGUUCUCGCGCCGCUUUAUUCGUGAGAGGAUGCUUGAGUGCUGCUUUGAGCUCCAGCAUGAUCAAAUGGAUAUGGUACGGCUGGAACUUGCACGUUUACUGCCUUCCUUGCGUAAGGUGCUAGAGGUCUUGCCUAGCGGAAGUGUGCUUGACGAGUACCAAGACAUGGUGUAUCGGCUACAGAUGGAUGAAAGUGCUGACGUGCGAGCGGUGACACAUACGGGAUUAGAAAUAAUGGAGCUUCGUGACCGAGAACUAAAGCGCGGCGGGGGAAAAAUUAAAUUUGAGGAGGAAAAUAGGGAGGAUAGACGACGCGAGCAGGUGGAGGGGCAACUGCUCGAUGUGGCGAAGGAGUACGAUAAGGCAGAACGCCGCUCCAAGCUGCGUGACUUGCUAAAAACAGAGCGCGAGAAGGAACAGGCGGAGGCGGUGCGCAACUGCGGCGUGGGACGGCGGCCUGUAAAAAAUACAGCGCUCAAUACAGCGCCCACCCACCCCGGGCGCCCAAUGCCCAAGAUGCAGCUACCAAGCCUUGGAGGUGCCGCAUACCAUAGGAGAGCGCAGCGAUAA
Messenger RNA from Trypanosoma rangeli, 2379 nucleotides. RefSeq names its product serine/threonine-protein phosphatase 4 regulatory subunit 4. The coding region runs from base 1 to 2379 and encodes 792 amino acids. The transcript has a single exon. The record is from RefSeq and is a predicted model, not a curated record. Lineage: Eukaryota; Euglenozoa; Kinetoplastea; Trypanosomatida; Trypanosomatidae.